Molecule: messenger RNA, 1203 nt
Organism: Heterostelium album PN500
Lineage: Eukaryota; Evosea; Eumycetozoa; Acytosteliales; Acytosteliaceae
Exons: 1
Coding region: 1-1203 (400 amino acids)
Molecular function (GO): protein binding
Source: RefSeq, a predicted model, not a curated record
AUGCAAAAAGAUAAAUAUUUACAGAUAUUUAAUAAUUGUGUAUUAUCUAAAUUAAUAUUCAAACAUGUCAAGAGUAUAAAUAAUGUGAUUAGUAAGAAUAGUAGUGCUAGAUUUAGAUGGUCUGAUCUAAUAAAACUUCCAUAUGUAAUGGCUGGUAACUUCUAUUUAAAUGAACUUAAACAAUACUAUGCCGAUCAUUCAAUCUAUCCUCAUUUGGAUGAAACAUUCAGAGCGAUAUUCAAGAGUAAAAACCUUGAGGCAUUGAAAUAUUUGGUCUCGUUGGUCAAACCGAUAUCAAGAACGAAAUAUAUCACUGCUAAUUUCGAUAGUAUCCUGUGUAGUGCUGCAGAGUAUGGUAGUUUGGAAAUAGUUAAAUACAUAUGUACAGAGUUUGAAAAGAAGCGGUUGAACUACUAUCAAGCAUUAAUCAAAGCACCAUUCUCUGGCGAUAUCGAGAUCGUAAAGUACUUGAAUGAACAGCUGGAUGCUUGUGAUCAAUCAAGGAUAUGUAGAGACUAUGAUUACGAAACAGGUGUAGUUUUCGAUAGUGCUGCCAAGAUGGGUCGAAUCGACAUGAUUGAAUUGCUAACGGAGAGCAGAUCGGAUGACAGAGAGAACUGUAAUAUGUAUUACGGUGCUAUUCAAGGUGGACAUCUGCAUGUCGUUCAAUAUCUGAUUGAUAUCGGUGAACCUACAAGUCUAUUUCCCAACAUGGAUUAUGGUACAUUGUUUGACUACUCAAUCUAUUGCAAUCAAUUGGAAAUCGCAAAACUGUUAUACCAUAACAAUAUGAGACAAUCAAGUAGGACCGCAAUUGAUUUUGCUGCAUCACAUGGAAAUAUCGAAUGUUUGAAAUGGUUGCAUGAAAAUACAACUGUCAGUGCCAGUGUGAAAGCAAUGGACAAUGCAGCAUAUAACAACAACUUAGAGGUUCUUAAGUGGUUACAACAACACAGAACUGAAGGCUGCAGUCAAUCGGUUUUGGAUGUUGUUUGUACCAAAGGCUAUACAGAUGUUACCAGAUGGCUCCAUGAGAAUCAACCUAUUGUAUAUCAAUGUUCUCAACCAAUCUAUUGGGCUAUUACUAAUGGACACUUGGAACUCUCUAAAUGGUUGUUAGAGAAUCGAACUGAACGACCAACUACAUCGGCAAUAGAUUUUGCCGCCCCGUCAACGGACACAUGGAUUGCAUUAAAUGGCUGA